UGUUGUUUCUGCUUUAAAUGAGAAUUCAAUAAAAGAGCGUUCGACAGUAGAAAAGUUGCACUCCAAGUAGAAAGAUGUUUAAGACGUUGGGAAUAUUUUUAUUGCUGCUUAUUGCACAAAUCAACGCCACAUGUGUGAUUGAUGCAGCAUAUGGUCAAUCAACUAAUCGGAUUUUUGCAACAAUCUCUAGGAAUCGACUUGAAAUACUACGCAAAAAUGCAGUACCAAAUGGAACCAAACUGAGAGUCUUGUGCAGUGCAACAAAUUAUGUUGAUAGCACUUGCCGAAAUGGCCAAUUUAGUCCUGCACUGCCAACAACCAAUUGCAGUCCGAAGCCCGAUCCAAAGCACGAGGCUGUGCAAGAUGCUAGCUGUCCUGCCCCUGCAACCAUGUAUCGAAUGGGCUAUAGAUUGGGUCCGAAUCAUUUUCUGGAGAUAUAUAGAAGUUGCUACGAUGUCACAUCCCAAAGGUCGCUAUUUUCCAUACACGAAAUUGACAGCGACACAAAGAAUCCACCUCGCACUGGUUGUUGGCGUGUUACUGAUGUUGUUGUCAUCAUUCCAUCAUUCCAGGCCAAAAACAUUUAUAGGCGAUUCAACGAAAUAUUUAAUAAUCAACAGACUUAUAUCACAAGUCCUGGACGGCCAUAUAAAUUCAAUCGCGGCCAUUUGACGCCCUCGGCUGACUUUGGUUUCUGCGAUCAAAUGAGAGCCACAUUCAGGUACAUCAAUGUGGUGGCUCAAUUCGCCGAUGUGAAUGACAGCAAUUGGUCGAGAGUUGAGAACUGGGUGCGUCGCAUGCGAGAUCUUCAUGGAAAAAUGACUGUUUGCACGGGAGGAAUUGGAGUGCUGGAGCUCGAUGACGUCGCUGGAAAUCCGAGAGAUAUUUAUCUGGUGAGGGGCAAUCGUAAUCCGGUACCCAAAUGGACUUACAAGAUUAUUCGAUCCCAUUCAAAUCGAAAUGUACAUUACGCUGUUAUCACCUAUAAUCAUGCCGAGAAUCCAGUUCAACCCGCUUCCUUAUGCACACCGUUGUCAUGUGUUAGUCUGGGCUUGCAAGUGAGUCCAGCCCCGAAUUCUGGAUAUACAUACUGCUGCGAUGCUAAUGAUUUUAUUAUCAGAAAUGUCCAAAAUUUGCAGAAUGUUUGUUAAAGAAUUUUCCUGAAACGUAACUUGAAAUUAAUAGAAUAUAGUUGAUGUUAAAGUAUA
This is a messenger RNA of Drosophila albomicans, 1208 nucleotides long. RefSeq lists its product as uncharacterized. Gene Ontology annotation, molecular function: RNA endonuclease activity; metal ion binding; single-stranded DNA endonuclease activity. Gene Ontology annotation, cellular component: nucleus; mitochondrial inner membrane. The record is from RefSeq and is a predicted model, not a curated record. Bases 75 to 1151 code for a protein of 358 amino acids. The transcript has 3 exons. Lineage: Eukaryota; Metazoa; Arthropoda; Insecta; Diptera; Drosophilidae. Gene Ontology annotation, biological process: apoptotic DNA fragmentation.